CAUAGCAACCGCUGACCAGACAUGGCGGCGCCUCGGGAGCAGCCGGAGAGGAGUAAGAUCCUCACAGAUCUGAGGCUAGACAGAAGCCACCUUGUGUCUCCUUCAAAAUCAUUAAUCCUGUCAUGUGGAGCGAUGGACAGUACGUUGAAGGAGAAGACAUUGGAUAAGAUUGCGGUAGUAAACCUGUCUAGACAUUAUCUGAAAAACCUGGGCAGCUUGCCUCUUUGCUCUGCUCUGAAGAUUUGCAUCCUGUCCAGGAAUUACAUCACUAAAAUCGAUGCUCUCGCAAACUGUCCCAAUUUAAUCAAGCUGGAUCUCCAUGGAAACCAUAUCAUUAAUCUCCCAGAUGGAUACUUUUGGUCCGAUCUGAAGUUUCUGCAGGUCCUCUUUCUCCAUGACAACAUCAUUGGAGACAUAAGAACUGUCAAAUCCCUGUUUUCCUGCCCAAGUCUUGUUGUUCUCACCCUGUUUGACACCCCAGUCAGUCUGGUUCCAAAUUAUCGGCAUCACAUUGUCAACGGCAUUUUGUCUCUCAAAGCAUUGGAUCACUUUGUCAUCGCAGAUGAGGAGAUCAUUGAGGAUUGCCUGCGAAGGAAAUCUUUCAGAGCUUUAAGUCUACAUUUGUUUUUUCAUCUCACUGCCCCUCCAAAGAUCUCGACCUGGCAGAGUGAGUUGGCCCACUUCAGAACUCUGCUGUCUACCAUCAACAACAUCCUUGCCCAUCACUCUCCGGUGCUGAUCAUUCAGCGAUGGAGCCGUGGAUUCUUGACAAGAAGAAAGUUGAGAGUUCCAGGUUCACGUAAUGACAACUAUGAGCAAACAAAAAAGCUGAGUGUCGAGCUAUGCAGCCGUGGGAUCCAUGUACUGGAGGAUGGCAGUGUGUGGGUAGCAGGCAGCAGAGGUAAGGAUGAUGGCCGGUGCAACUCUAUCCAGUUACAGAUAGAUAAAAACAAGCUGCAGAUUGAUUUGCUGGAGGAUCGGUGUGAAGCCAAUGAAAUAACUUCUGGCCUUUACCCACCUAUUUCACAGUGGAAAAUGGAGAACACUCCAAACCUUAAACCUAACAAAAGCAAAGUUUUUCAUCCUAGAACAUUUAGAGAACCAGCGUUUGACCCUAAUUCAGACCGUGCACGCCUUUUAUGAAUGGCCUUCCAGUCCUGGCAGUAACAGUUCAAGCAAUCGCUGAAGGAACAAUCUAUCAUUGUGCUAUGAAGAUAAACUUCGAUAACUUCGAGAACACUGCUCUGCAAUUCAUAAAUAUAUUGAACAGUACAAUAAAUAGCUGCACAAAUUA
This is a messenger RNA of Stegostoma tigrinum, 1294 nucleotides long. Its product is annotated as leucine-rich repeat and IQ domain-containing protein 3-like. The transcript is spliced from 8 exons. Lineage: Eukaryota; Metazoa; Chordata; Chondrichthyes; Orectolobiformes; Stegostomatidae. The record is from RefSeq and is a predicted model, not a curated record. Bases 22 to 1143 code for a protein of 373 amino acids. Gene Ontology annotation, molecular function: protein binding.